UCACUUCAAUUUAAAAUGCGAGCUUGAAGCUCCUGGAAUCGUUAAGCAGUGGUUGUCUGAAGUGAAAAUGGCUGCUUCGGUGGCAGGGAACGCGACCACGAACACGAACGCGGGUGUGGAGUGGCACGUGCGUCCUCCAAACCCUAAGAACCCAAUCGUCUUCUUCGAUGUCACCAUCGGCAACAUACCUGCUGGUCGAAUCAAGAUGGAACUCUUCGCCGACAUUGCGCCCAAAACCGCCGAGAAUUUCAGGCAGUUCUGCACUGGGGAGUACAGAAAAGCUGGACUUCCUGUUGGUUACAAGGGUUGUCAAUUUCAUAGAGUGAUUAAGGAUUUUAUGAUUCAAGCUGGCGAUUUUGUAAAGGGUGAUGGUAGUGGAUGUGUUUCAAUUUAUGGACUUAAGCUUGAUGAUGAAAACUUUAUUGCCAAACACACUGGCCCUGGCCUUCUGUCGAUGGCAAAUAGUGGACCAAAUACCAAUGGUUGUCAGUUUUUUAUAACAUGUGCAAAAUGCGACUGGCUUGACAACAAGCAUGUCGUUUUCGGGAGAGUGCUUGGAGAUGGCCUUUUGGUUGUGAGGAAGAUUGAGAAUGUGGCAACUGGACCCAAUAACCGGCCAAAAUUAGCUUGUGUCAUUGCAGAAUGUGGUGAAAUGUAAAUUUUAAUGCAACUUCGCCAACAAACAAUUGUCCCCCAAACAAUUGAUUGAAUCCUCUACACCAACUGCACUCACUAUACAGGUGUGGAAUUGCACUACAUGUAUUUCUUUGUGCCCCCUUGAAACUAAAAAUUCUUGUCAUGGGACUUUUUAAUGUAAAACUGGAUAAUUACAUCAGCAUACAGUUGAGUAGCACAGCUAAUUGAAUGGUUUUGCUCGAGGAUGACAGAAUGAUCUUACUGUGAUGCAUCUUUUAGGCCCAUAAUCAUCAUACAUGUACACGCAGUUGGUGUAUGCAAGUUAUAGUUUUUUUUUUUUUUUUCUUAUAGACAAAUGUUAUUUGUUUUUUUGGUUAAUGGAAGAAUUGAACUCA
This is a messenger RNA of Vigna radiata var. radiata (mung bean), 1031 nucleotides long. Its product is annotated as peptidyl-prolyl cis-trans isomerase CYP22. The coding region runs from base 68 to 658 and encodes 196 amino acids. The record is from RefSeq and is a predicted model, not a curated record. Lineage: Eukaryota; Viridiplantae; Streptophyta; Magnoliopsida; Fabales; Fabaceae. Gene Ontology annotation, biological process: protein folding; protein peptidyl-prolyl isomerization. Gene Ontology annotation, cellular component: intracellular membrane-bounded organelle. The transcript has 7 exons. Gene Ontology annotation, molecular function: peptidyl-prolyl cis-trans isomerase activity.